AUUACGCAUGUGUUCCCGUGCCCCUUGGAGUGGUUUGGAGCUGUCCCGUGAUGCGGUGGCCGGAACGUGAUGUAAUGUCGCCGCAGAUAUAAAUAAAGUCGACAAGCGAAGAGUGUCAUGACCGAAGUGGACUAGACUAGGAGACCAAUACCUCUCCACUAACCGUCGCUGCUGGAGUCGCUCUUUGACCUCCGUAAGAACUUCUGCUCUGUUGUCAUACUGGACACUCCACGCGCUCCCAGUGCGUCCUCCCAGUCGCUCCACGCAAAGGAAGGCACCGGUCGGAUAUUUUUAGCGCGCUAGACGUCCCUCCACCGACAGGCCAGUAGCUCAGGAUGGGCUCCCAGUCCGCCCUGCUGGCCGUACUGGUCCUGGGACUGGUCGCCAGCCUCGCACGGUGCGCCCCGUUCGUGUUCGCCGGGAGGGGAAACGGUACGGCGGAGCGCCGCUGGGAGACCCUGUACUCCCGGUCCCUGUCCCGGAACCCCGGGGAGAAGCGAGACACCAGCCGGGACAGUGACUACCUGCUGGGCAUCAAGCGGCUCCGGCGCCUCUACUGCAACGUGGGCAUCGGGUUCCACAUCCAGGUUCUUCCGGACGGCAGGAUCACGGGGGUGCACAACGAGAACCGCUACAGUCUUCUGGAGAUCUCCCCGACGGAGAGGGGGAUCGUCACUCUGUUCGGGAGACGCAGCGGGCUAUUCGUAGCGCUCAACAGCCGGGGGAAGCUGUACGGAUCCUCGCACUACAGCAAUGAGUGUAAGUUCCGCGAGACGCUGUUGGCCAACAACUACAACGCCUACGAGUCGGCGGUUCACCCGCGGAUGUUCAUCGGCCUGAGCAAGAGCGGCAAAACAAAAAGAGGAAACCGAGUGUCUCCCGCCAUGACCAUGACGCACUUCUUGCCAAGAAUCUGAGUGGUGUCAGAAAUAGACUGCCGCAGCCUUUGAGCAGGUUGGGAAGGAGCUGGGGAACUCUGCACUUUACCUGUCCUCGACACAUCCGAGUGGAUCCUAUCUUGAUAUUUUUACUUCGUAUUUUUUUAUUUAUAGUUGAAUAUUUCCAUUUUGUUUACGGGAAACACGUGACGAUGUAGGCCUACUUGCGAAUGAACUAUGUGAUCGCAAGUGAACAAAAGUAUUUAUGUUUUGUUUAUACUAAUUUAUCAUUGGUCAGGAUGAUAUCAUAUUUGAAUAAUAGUUAUUUGCACUGGUGAAAAAUAAUAUUUCAGAAGAUUCAGAAGAUUUAUUUGUUGGAUGAGUAUUGCACUACAAAUAGUUGGUCACCAUUGUACCUUUUAGCUUUGCAGUCUUAAAGACAAAGUCAUACAAACCAACCGACACAACAAUAGCCAAAGCAGCCCUCUGCGAUAGACCCACGGAGGGCCAGUGUUUGGGCCUCUAUGUUUGACGUCGUUCAGACGGGAUCACCUUACGGUUUUUGGGAGAGCAAGAGUAAUGAACGGAUCGGGGUGGGGGGAUCUCCAGCGAGCUGUUUUUAGCUCUUCGAGAAGGCUGAACUCUGAACUCUUGAACUUUGCUGAAGACUGUCGGAAAAAAGUCAUAAAGUAUUCCUUGUUUGAUAUUGUACACCCCAAUAAGUUGCAUUUAAGAGAGGGGCCACGUAUCUUCUCUGUGGCCUUGUUUCUGGCCUCCUCUGUCUCAGCAGAACCACAGCCAUAGGCCAGUGGAUUAACGCGAUUCUGACCUGUUAUUUUUUCUAUAUCUUUUCUAUAAUAAACCCUAAAUGAUCUGUU
Molecule: messenger RNA, 1756 nt
Organism: Gadus macrocephalus (Pacific cod)
Lineage: Eukaryota; Metazoa; Chordata; Actinopteri; Gadiformes; Gadidae
Gene: fgf4
Product: fibroblast growth factor 4
Exons: 4
Coding region: 336-917 (193 amino acids)
Biological process (GO): regulation of cell migration; cell differentiation; animal organ morphogenesis
Cellular component (GO): cytoplasm
Molecular function (GO): growth factor activity; fibroblast growth factor receptor binding
Source: RefSeq, a predicted model, not a curated record